AUGUCUCUUCUCCGAACUCUCAACCGUUUACCCCGCCACCCCGCCUCUGCCCUUCGUCAAUUCUCCACCACACCGUCUCGUCUCGACUUCUCCCGUGUCCAGAUCAUCGGUCGCAUCGGUACCGAACCAGAAAUUUCACAAGCUUCGAAUGGUAGCUCAGUUACCAAGUACGCGGUCGCUAGCACGAUAGGUUAUGGCGACAAGCAGUCUACCCAAUGGCAUAAGGUCAUCGCGUUUGGAUAUCCAACACCCGAAAAACUUACGAAGGGAGCCAGAAUCUUCCUGGACGGCGACCUCCAAUUGAAUACAUACGAGGCUGAUGAUGGCAAGAAGCACACCCACGUCACCGUCAAGCAGCGCUCGGUCAACAUAUUAAGUAGACCACAGGGAGCCGGUGAAGGUGAAGGUGCGCAAAGCGCGUGA
This is a messenger RNA of Orbilia oligospora ATCC 24927, 423 nucleotides long. RefSeq lists its product as uncharacterized. The record is from RefSeq and is a predicted model, not a curated record. Gene Ontology annotation, biological process: positive regulation of helicase activity; mitochondrial DNA replication. Bases 1 to 423 code for a protein of 140 amino acids. Gene Ontology annotation, molecular function: single-stranded DNA binding. Gene Ontology annotation, cellular component: mitochondrial nucleoid. The transcript has 2 exons. NCBI's taxonomy places the organism in Eukaryota, Fungi, Ascomycota, Orbiliomycetes, Orbiliales, Orbiliaceae.